CAGGGGCGGCAUUUCAGCGGCCAUUGAGGCGGUCGUCAAGCCGACCCAUGGGAUUCAGCUCGAUUCUGUCAUGCUUGACCUCGCUCUUCACGCAAUGGAAGACGUAAGUACCCUCGCGCACUGCACACUCACAAUCCCCACCCUACCUAGUCUCACUGUGUUGCUGGGUCCGUCCGGUGAUGCCUGCAGGUAUUUUACGAGAGCCAGCAGCAGGCGUCGGGAAACGCCACUUCAUCAGUAUCCGCGAUCGACCCGUUCGGCCUAUCGUCGGGUUUCGGUCCAUCCUUCCAGCGACAUCGAGGUCUUCUCCGCGACCCUUCGAAGCUGCCACUCUUUGCAGAAGCGACGCACACAGUGGCAACUCAGGAGGGCGUAUACGCUGAUAUCACCAUCGAUCCGAGACUCGCCACCUUUGAUGGCUUACGGACCACCAUGGCACAGCUAGACGCACUCAAUGUCACCCACCUCACCCAGUACCGACACGUCAUCGGCGGACUCGUGCCGUUCCACAACAUUGCUGGUGUGGCCGAGAUGGAGAGCGUGCGCGUCCUGCGGGCGUCGCAGGCCCGUGUGGUGCCCGUUGCGGACGCGUCGGUGGACAAGGAGGCUGCGUCUGCCCGAGAGAUGUAUGGUGUCAACGGGUCGACGGUGAGGUGUGUGGGGGUGCUAUCUGACUCUUUCAACAACACCCGCAAUUUUCAAGAUGACAUCGAUGUGGUCGCGGAGACCGAUACGGCUGAUGGCAACGAUGAGGUAGGGGAGACGAGGCAAUGGAUUGGGUUCACCCAUCCGUGUGGAGCUGCCUUUGUCUGUCUGUGUGCAGGGUGCUAGGAUAAUGCGGCAGGUGCAUGAGGCCCUGCCUGGCCUGAGGAGCUUCGCUUUCAACACUGCCCUUCACGGCCAGGCGGCCUUCGCCGCGGGCAUCGAGAGCCUCACCGAGCAGACGGGCUGCAACGUCCUGGUACAUCAGACAUUGGCACGGUGCAUGCGCGGACACCAGGCGGCUCGUGCAUCAUGUGUCAUCAGGUGGAUCAUGUGACCGUGUUGCAAGAGCCCUUUUUCGCCGACUCCGUCAUCGCAGAGGCGAUCGACACCGUGGCCGCGAAGAACACCUCCUACUUCUCUGCCGCAGGUGAGGGGGCGGCGGCGCCACGUGCAGAGAGAGGAGGACAGCAGGCGAUUGUCUAUGUGUCUGGUUGGUCAGGAGGAUUCGACGCUGCGGGUCUCUUCGAGACGUAUGAGGACUCCGGCGUCAGCGAGACCGUCUCGCUCUUCGGACGUAAGAAGGCAAAGGGCACAACCAGCACUGAGACAGCCACUGGGCGAGGAGUUGUCUGUUUGCCGUCUGUUGCUAAUAGGGUCCCUCCCGUACACGUGGCACAAGUUUUCGAGUACAUCAGACUUCGACCUGCCCAUCAGGAUAGCCGCAAACACCACCGCCACUCUCGUGCUGGUCAGUGAGCGGGGGGUCAGGGGAUGCAUCCACCUUCAUCAUCCACACACGCCUGUGUCAUGCCGAUGUCUGUCUGUACACGUGUGCGCAGAACUGGGCUGACCCUUAUGUGUCUGCAGCUGGUACAGGCACACACAGACACCCCUUGGGCACUCAUCCACGGAAUCUUCCCACUGUGUUGCCCUAUGCAGGCGAGUCUUCUGGUGGUGCUCUGACCGACUUGGACCUCUUUCUUUUCACGCCUGACGGCGCCGACGUGUUGGCGAGCGGCAUCUCGAGCAACAAAGGGGCAGACCCCAUCGAAAUCGCCUACUUCACUGUAACAGAGAGAGACGAAAAGCAAGAGAGGUCGUAUUGUGCAUGUCCCUGCUGUGUGUCGUCUGUCAGAACGACGGCCCUGGAGAGGACUUCAUCGUGCGUGUGGGCAAGUACAUCACACACAAGUAGGCACACACACCAGCAGAGUCGAGGCAAGCAAGCUGUCGGCACCCUGGGCGUGUGCGUGUGUGUUCAGCGCCUCCACAUCCGAGGCCGACUUCGAGUCGCCCGAUCCCGACCACAUCGGACUCGUUGGCUUCUCCGUCAUCGACGUCCACGGCCACAUGAAGGGACCCACUCAGUAUGGUCACUCGACAGCUGCGGGCGCAUCGGCCGUCGAAGCACCACAAACCGAGGUACGCAUCACAUCAAGCCAAGGGCGAUGUUCAUGUUCACCCGUCAAUCAGGGCCCGCUGAAUUUUCCCCUCCUGUAUGACGCGACCGGCCAGCGGCUUCCCGAGGUCACCUACCGCCCCACAGCCGGCUUCGCAUCCGCCGACGCUGCACAGGUGGUGGCCCUCGCCGCCAUGAUCAGGGAGAGCGACGAAGCCCUGACGCCAACAGAGGUCAACACAGUCAUCCAACAGACCAAUGGUGAGCGAGAUGAGACACACGGGGGCUGAUGGGUGCAUGUGUGGUUGGUUCGUUGCUUGUCGCGACUGCAGCCAGCGUGACGGCUGCGUUGGCGGCGUUGAAGGAUGGGUCGUGGAGGGCGGCAGCGGCGCCGGGCGAGAGUGCUGGUGCUGGAGACGAGGGCACCAGUGGUGAUCAGCAGCACGACGAGGAGAUGCUGGGGACUGCGUGAUGACGUGUCUAUGACUGUGACGGUGACUGUGCUGUGCUGUGCUGCCAUGUUGGUUGUGCGUGUGGGUC
Molecule: messenger RNA, 2644 nt
Organism: Vitrella brassicaformis
Lineage: Eukaryota; Vitrellaceae
Source: the annotation of a GenBank genome assembly